Molecule: messenger RNA, 2063 nt
Organism: Corylus avellana
Lineage: Eukaryota; Viridiplantae; Streptophyta; Magnoliopsida; Fagales; Betulaceae
Product: F-box and associated interaction domains-containing protein
Biological process (GO): zinc ion transmembrane transport
Cellular component (GO): plasma membrane; vacuole
Molecular function (GO): zinc ion transmembrane transporter activity
Source: RefSeq, a predicted model, not a curated record
GUGUUUUGUAUAACUAUAUAAGUCUAUAACACAACCACAGAGGCAGAGCAACCGAAACACAGAUAAUCUGCGGACCACAACCAAUACCUCCAAUCAUAACCAAAAAGCCCCUUUACUUUCUCUGCUUCAAUCUGACUGAAACACACUCGUCAUAUUGAAGGCUCAGGGAUUUGUGGGACCUAGCUGGUGGUGUUUUGAACCACUGGUAGCUAUUUGUUGGUGGCCUCUUAGAGCAUUCAUUUCCAGCUCAACAAAAUAGCCAAAAUGAUGGAAGCACCAAAUUCUGAACAUGGUCAUAUAAUUGAAGUCUCUGGAGAUGUACCAGCAGUGGGAACAAGUCUGUCUGGGAGUAAGAUUUGUGGGGAAGCAGCAUGUGGAUUUUCGGAUGCAAAAACCAGUUCCAGAGAUUCCAUGGAACGGUCAGCAUCCAUGAGGAAGCUUUUGAUGGCUGUUGUACUCUGUGUCAUUUUCAUGAGUGUAGAAGUUGCCGGAGGUAUUAAAGCCAACAGUCUUGCAAUUUUGACUGAUGCAGCUCAUCUGCUGUCUGAUGUUGCUGCAUUUGCAAUUUCGCUGUUCUCACUCUGGGCAGCAGGAUGGGAGGCAACUCCACGUCAGUCUUACGGUUUCUUCAGAAUUGAAAUAUUGGGUGCUCUCGUUUCCAUCCAAAUGAUAUGGCUUCUUGCUGGAAUCCUUGUUUAUGAAGCCAUUGCUAGAAUUAUUAAUGAUACCGGUGAGGUUCAGGGCUUUCUUAUGUUUGUUGUUUCUGCAUUUGGUUUAGUGGUCAAUAUUGCCAUGGCUCUCUUGUUGGGACAUGAUCAUGGUCAUGGCCAUGGCCAUGGCCAUGAUCAUGCACAUGGUGGACAUGAUCAUGGCCACGGAGAUCAUGGUCAUAGCCAUGGGGGUCAUGAUGAAAUACAUAACCAUGGGAUAACCAUUACAACGCACCCUCUUCAUCAUAAUCAUCAUCAUGAUCAUCAUCAUGGGGGACAUUCCAAACAUGAUGAGCACCAUCAUGCUUACAAAGCAGAUCUCACCGAGCCUCUGCUGAAGACAUGCUGUGAAGGUGAAAAGCAGUCAGUCCAUGGAGCUAAACAGAAGAAGCAGUGGAACAUUAAUGUACAAGGGGCUUAUCUUCAUGUACUUGGGGAUUCCAUUCAAAGUGUUGGGGUUAUGAUUGGUGGGGCAAUCAUAUGGUAUAAGCCUGAGUGGAAGAUUAUUGAUGUGAUAUGCACCCUUGUAUUUUCCGUGGUUGUGCUAGGCACAACAAUCAGGAUGCUGCGGAACAUUCUGGAGGUUUUGAUGGAGAGCACGCCUCGAGAAAUUGAUGCCACAAAGCUUGAGAAAGGUCUCUGUGAGAUGGAUGAGGUAGUUGCUAUCCAUGAGCUGCACAUUUGGGCCAUAACCGUGGGGAAAGUCUUAUUGGCUUGCCAUGUUAUAAUCAAGCCUGAGGCUGAUGCUGACAUGGUACUGGACAAGGUUAUCGACUAUAUCCGAAGAGAGUACAACAUCAGUCACGUGACUAUUCAGAUAGAGCGUCAGUAGAUCCAGAGAGCGUAAUCAAUAAUAGGCAUCAAAAUUAAGAGCUUGUGCAAUGACUGGUUAAAUUGCUCAUGAAGUAGGCAUGGAUGGAUUGGGAUCCCCUACAAUCCCCGUGCCCGGAUUGCAGGGGAUUCCUGCAAGUGUGAGAGGUCCCUACUUGGGGAGGUGGACUCCAUUUUGGGCCUCUCACAAUUUUCUGUCCAAUUGCUAGGGACAACAAUUGUAGGGGAUCUCAAUCCUAAAUUGAUGAGGCUGUGGGCCUGUUGUUUUGUUUUUGAUGUGGUGCCACUAUUAAUAGAGAUGGUCUUGGCCUGCUCCCGUUGAGAUGAGCAAUAACUUUUGGGGGGUCAGUAAAUAGGCGCUCUUUGUGCUGAUUAGUAUUGUAGUAUGCAGUAUGUAGUGGGUGCUCUGUAACAAAGUAUAAAGGAGUAUUGGAAGAGGUUCUAUUUGCAUGUUUAUCUCUCAUGCAGUACAAUAUCUGGGGGACUUUUUAUUUGCCGAUGUCUACUGAUACAAUCAUAGAA